UGACUGAAGAUUUAACAGACGAUGGGCCAUAUGUACCCUGACGGCAUUUUGUAUAUAGAGACAUGUUGCUUGCUAUGGCAUCUGAGACUGAAAAGGCCAAUGCUCUUCUCCAGUCAUUCAGCACAGCUUCUGUUGUUUCAAGCCUAGGAUUGGGAAUUUUCUGCUUUGCAGCAGAUAGAUUUCUACAGUUUUCUUUGAUUCAACAAAAUGACUGGUUGCGGGCAAUCUCUGAUAACUCUGUGCACGGUGUUGUGGGUUUGUGGUCCUGGGCAAUAGUGAUUGGACUCAAGAAGAAAAGCGACUUUUCAGAGGUAUUUUUUGCUGGUUUCCUCUCAUCUGUGAUUGACAUGGAUCACUUUAUCCUAGCUGGCUCGUUUUCGUUAAAGGCUGCUGUGACACUUCCACAGAGACCAUUUCUUCAUUGUUCUACUGUGAUUCCAGUUGUGUGCCUGAUGCUGAAGUUUAUUAUGCACCUUUUCAAGCUGAAGGAUUCCUGGUGUUUUCUGCCCUGGAUGCUGUUUAUAUCCUGGACCUCGCAUCACGUUCGAGAUGGAAUUCGUCACGGCCUGUGGAUCUGUCCAUUUGGAAAGACUGCGCCCUUGCCAUACUGGCUUUAUGUGGCAAUCACUGCAUCUUUACCUCAUUUCUGUUCCUUUGUUAUGUAUUUAACAGGAACAAGGGAACUGAUGUCUAUAAAACAUGGGAUUCAUAUUGAUGUCUAAGGAUGUCACAGGUGGUUAUGGUUGCGUCACUGAAAUUAUUCC
Messenger RNA from Euleptes europaea (tarantolino), 764 nucleotides. It is a transcript of the gene TMEM267, whose product is annotated as transmembrane protein 267. Lineage: Eukaryota; Metazoa; Chordata; Lepidosauria; Squamata; Sphaerodactylidae. The coding region runs from base 63 to 722 and encodes 219 amino acids. The transcript is spliced from 2 exons. The record is from RefSeq and is a predicted model, not a curated record.